CUCUCUAUAUAUAUCCAUGCAUCCUGCAAGCAUUGCAAAAGCCAUCGGGGUUGCAUAGAUACAUAACACACAGAGCUAACAGAUAAACAACAUCAUCUGUAGAAGUAGAAGAGAAAAUGGCCUCGUCCUACUUCCUUCUUCUAACUGCUGUUCUAGCAGUGGUCUCAUGGCAAGCCGCAGCUUCAGAUCCAAGCCCGCUCCAAGACUUCUGCGUUGCAGACAACAGUUCACGUGUGCUUGUUAAUGGAUUCGUUUGCAAAGAUCCGAAGGAUGUGAAAGUUGAGGACUUCUUCCUGGCGGCCAAACUCGACAUGCCGAGGGAUACAAAGAACAAGGUCGGGUCAAAUGUGACUCUGAUCAAUGUCAUGAAGAUUCCUGGCCUCAACACUCUCGGCAUCCACCUCACACGCACCCCCGUGCUACAGAGAUCCUCACCGUGCUUGAGGGUGUUGGAUAUUUUGAUGAUCUAG
This is a messenger RNA of Lolium perenne, 470 nucleotides long. NCBI's taxonomy places the organism in Eukaryota, Viridiplantae, Streptophyta, Magnoliopsida, Poales, Poaceae. The record is from RefSeq and is a predicted model, not a curated record.